This is a messenger RNA of Andrographis paniculata, 1274 nucleotides long. Its product is annotated as ervatamin-B. Gene Ontology annotation, molecular function: cysteine-type endopeptidase activity. The record is from RefSeq and is a predicted model, not a curated record. The coding region runs from base 76 to 1083 and encodes 335 amino acids. Gene Ontology annotation, cellular component: lysosome. Lineage: Eukaryota; Viridiplantae; Streptophyta; Magnoliopsida; Lamiales; Acanthaceae. The transcript has 2 exons.
UCCAACACAUACUAAUUAACAUAACAUAAUUAAGUAGCCUCAAAAUAUUCAUUCUAUCGGAAUCACACCCUCACAAUGAACACAACAAACCUCAUCCUCCUAAUUACCACAAUCUUCAUCGCCGCCGCCGUCGCUCUGCAAAACGACACCGACGCCAUGGAGAAGAGGUACCGGGAAUGGCUCAGCCGCUACAAACGCCGAUACAACAACAGGGACGAAUGGAACAUGCGGUUCGGGAUCUACCAGUCCAAUGUUCAGUUCAUCGAAUUCGUCAAUUCUCAGAAUCUCUCUUACGUCCUCACCGACAAUCAGUUUGCAGACAUGACAAACCUCGAGUUCCAAUCGAUGUACAUGGGCUACGGAAAAAGUAACAGAUCGAAUAUUAUAAUGCAUGAAAGUGUGUCGACGACGAAUGUGACCUUUACUGCACAAUCUAGUGUGGAUUGGAGGAAGAAGGGUGCGGUGACUCCGAUGAAGGACCAAGGCUCUUGCGGCAGUUGCUGGGCAUUCUCUGCAGUUGCAGCAAUAGAAGGCAUCAACAAGAUCAAGACCAACAAGUUGGUCUCCUUAUCAGAGCAAGAGCUCAUCGACUGCGAUGUCAAUCGCGAUAACCAGGGCUGCAAUGGCGGAUACAUGGAAAAAGCCUUCGAGUUCAUUAUAAAGAACCGCGGCAUAAGCGCAGAAAAGGAUUAUCCAUACAAGGGCCGCGAUGGCAAGUGCGAUAAAUACAAAAGAAAGAAAGAAGCAACAAUAAGCGGCUACAAAACGAUACCUCCCGGCAACCAGGACUCGUUGCAAGCUGCCGUAGCUAGACAGCCGGUAUCGGUUGCCAUUGAUGCCGGUGGUUAUGAAUUUCAGCUCUACUCAAGAGGGAUCUUUUCGGGCUAUUGUGGGAAGAAUUUGAACCACGGGGUUGCCGUUGUCGGAUAUGGCGUCGAAAAUGGACUCAAGUACUGGAUUGUGAAGAACUCAUGGGGUACUUCUUGGGGUGAAGAAGGAUACAUUAAAAUGGUGCAUAGCUCUAUUGAGAUUGGUGGUAUUUGUGGCAUUGCUUUGAUGGCCUCUUACCCUAUCAAGGAUUAGGGUUUGGAAAUCAAAUGCUUUGUUUUAUACAUGGUUGUGGGAUUUCUAGUCUUGACUGAUUUUUAGUUGAAAAGAUCGAUAAAUAAUUUUAUAGUGAAUUUACAAACCCGCAACUAUAAGUCAUACUAAACUAACUAUAUAUUACAGAUAAGAUGCAAAAAUUGUCGAAGGUUUGUACAGAUGACUUAAUA